AUGCGUAUUAUGUUUAUAAACACAGAAAGACAGUCACAACCAAAAUCAAGAAGACCGUCAGAUCCUGCUGGACAACACGAACCUACACAACUGGAUGGACAACAAGGACCUAAAGAAGAUGAUGUACCACAAGAACCUCAAGGAAAGAAUGAACCAACAGAACCUCAGGGAAAAAAUGAACAACUAGGACCUACAGGAGCGGAUGGACCACCAGGACCUGAAGGACCACAAGGAGCGGAUGGAGCACCAGGACCUCAAGGGGCGAAUGGAUCACAAGGACCUCAAGGACUUCGAGGAACGGAUGGAGCAGACGGAGCCGCUGGAACACCAGGACCUCAAGGACCCAAAGGAGACGCUGGAUCAAACGGAGCCGAUGGAACACCAGGACCUCAAGGACCCAAAGGAGAAACUGGAUCAAACGGAGCCGAUGGAACACCAGGACCUCAAGGACCCAAAGGAGAAACUGGAUCAAACGGAGCCGAUGGAUCAAACGGAGCCGAUGGAUCAAACGGAGCCGAUGGAUCAAACGGAGCCGAUGGAUCAAACGGAGCCGAUGGAUCAAACGGAGCCGAUGGAUCAAACGGAGCCGAUGGAUCAAACGGAGCCGAUGGAUCAAACGGAGCCGAUGGAUCAAACGGAGCCGAUGGAUCAAACGGAGCCGAUGGAUCAAACGGAGCCGAUGGAUCAAACGGAGCCGAUGGAUCAAACGGAGCCGAUGGAACACCAGGACCUCAAGGACCCAAAGGAGAAACUGGAUCAAACGGAGCCGAUGGAUCAAACGGAGCCGAUGGAUCAAACGGAGCCGAUGGAUCAAACGGAGCCGAUGGAUCAAACGGAGCCGAUGGAUCAAACGGAGCCGAUGGAUCAAACGGAGCCGAUGGAUCAAACGGAGCCGAUGGAUCAAACGGAGCCGAUGGAUCAAACGGAGCCGAUGGAUCAAACGGAGCCGAUGGAUCAAACGGAGCCGAUGGAUCAAACGGAGCCGAUGGAUCAAACGGAGCCGAUGGAUCAAACGGAGCCGAUGGAUCAAACGGAGCCGAUGGAUCAAACGGAGCCGAUGGAUCAAACGGAGCCGAUGGAUCAAACGGAGCCGAUGGAUCAAUCGGAGCCGAUGGAUCAAACGGAGCCGAUGGAUCAAACGGAGCCGAUGGAUCAAACGGAGCCGAUGGAUCAAACGGAGCCGAUGGAUCAAACGGAGCCGAUGGAUCAAACGGAGCCGAUGGAUCAAACGGAGCCGAUGGAUCAAACGGAGCCGAUGGAUCAAACGGAGCCGAUGGAACACCAGGACCUCAAGGACCCAAAGGAGAAACUGGAUCAAACGGAGCCGAUGGAACACCAGGACCUCAAGGACCCAAAGGAGAAACUGGAUCAAACGGAGCCGAUGGAUCAAACGGAGCCGAUGGAUCAAACGGAGCCGAUGGAUCAAACGGAGCCGAUGGAUCAAACGGAGCCGAUGGAUCAAACGGAGCCGAUGGAACACCAGGACCUCAAGGACCCAAAGGAGAAACUGGAUCAAACGGAGCCGAUGGAUCAAACGGAGCCGAUGGAUCAAACGGAGCCGAUGGAUCAAACGGAGCCGAUGGAUCAAACGGAGCCGAUGGAUCAAACGGAGCCGAUGGAUCAAACGGAGCCGAUGGAUCAAACGGAGCCGAUGGAUCAAACGGAGCCGAUGGAUCAAACGGAGCCGAUGGAUCAAACGGAGCCGAUGGAUCAAACGGAGCCGAUGGAUCAAACGGAGCCGAUGGAUCAAACGGAGCCGAUGGAUCAAACGGAGCCGAUGGAUCAAACGGAGCCGAUGGAUCAAACGGAGCCGAUGGAUCAAACGGAGCCGAUGGAUCAAACGGAGCCGAUGGAUCAAACGGAGCCGACGGAACACCAGGACCUCAAGGACCCAAAGGAGAAACUGGAUCAAACGGAGCCGAUGGAACACCAGGACCUCAAGGACCCAAAGGAGAAACUGGAUCAAACGGAGCCGAUGGAACACCAGGACCUCAAGGACCCAAAGGAGAAACUGGAUCAAACGGAGCCGAUGGAUCAAACGGAGCCGAUGGAUCAAACGGAGCCAAUGGAUCAAACGGAGCCGAUGGAUCAAACGGAGCCAAUGGAUCAAACGGAGCCGAUGGAUCAAACGGAGCCGAUGGAUCAAACGGAGCCAAUGGAAAACCAGGACCUCAAGGACCCAAAGGAGAAACUGGAUCACAAGGACCUCAAGGACCUCAAGGAGUUGAAGGUAUUGGACUAACUGGACCAGAAGGUCCACAAGGACUACAAGGCCCACCGGGACCACCAGGACCGCCAGGACCACCAAGUAUUGCACCUGCUAGACAACAAGAACCACGACAAAUACAACUCCCACCAGAAGCUAUAGAACAUAAUGCAGUAAAAGGAGACAAAGGAGAAAAAGGAGAAAAAGGAGAUAAAGGAGAAAAAGGAGAUGCAGGUAAAGGAGAGAAAGGAGACAAAGGAGAUGCUGGCGUUGGAAUAACCGGACCACAAGGUCCACAAGGACUACAAGGAACACCAGGAAAAAAUGGGAAAUUUGAUAUACGGGUCCAUCUGUAUGUAGAGAAAGGAAAACUAAGAAUUGGCAAAAUUGAAAGGUACCAAAUACAGAAUGCUGUCAAAGAUUUCAUCAUAAAAGAAACUGAAAACGACAACAAAAAUGAGCCACAAGAAAACAAAGUCGACCCUAACUUACAAAAAUCGGACCAACCUGAUAAUAACAAACACGAUGUAAAGAAACAAUUACAAGAAAAUGAUUUCAUAAAAAAUAAACAAACAAAAGUAGGAACUAGCUACGUUAGUAAAACAUCUCGGCAAGGGUAUAACAGCUACCGUAGAUCAACAAAGAAGCAAUCCGGUUACAGAACUAAGAAUAAGACAGCUUCGAAAACAACUGGCUACGACAGAAAAAGACCAAGGCAGGGGUAUAGUGGAUAUCGCAAAUCUAAACCGAAGGAAUCCGAAUACAAAACAAAGCACAAGACAGCUUUCAAAGUCAAUAAACCAAAUGGCUACGGCAGAAAAACAUCUCGACAUGGGAAUAAUAGCUAUCGAAAAAAGAAGACAGCAUCGUAUAGAAGUACAACCACUAGUUACAGUAGAAGUAAAACCGCUAGUUACAGAGAAGGUAAAACCACUAGUUACAGAAGAAGUAAAACCACUAGGAGCAGAAGAAAACAAUAUAGACGAUGA
This is a messenger RNA of Mytilus trossulus (common blue mussel), 3195 nucleotides long. RefSeq names its product collagen alpha-1(I) chain-like. The transcript is spliced from 113 exons. Gene Ontology annotation, molecular function: extracellular matrix structural constituent conferring tensile strength. Gene Ontology annotation, biological process: extracellular matrix organization. Bases 1 to 3195 code for a protein of 1064 amino acids. The record is from RefSeq and is a predicted model, not a curated record. Lineage: Eukaryota; Metazoa; Mollusca; Bivalvia; Mytilida; Mytilidae.